This is a messenger RNA of Sesamum indicum (sesame), 1110 nucleotides long. RefSeq names its product protein LIGHT-DEPENDENT SHORT HYPOCOTYLS 10. The record is from RefSeq and is a predicted model, not a curated record. Gene Ontology annotation, cellular component: nucleus. NCBI's taxonomy places the organism in Eukaryota, Viridiplantae, Streptophyta, Magnoliopsida, Lamiales, Pedaliaceae. Gene Ontology annotation, biological process: response to light stimulus; mRNA transcription.
GAGAGAGAGAGAGAGAGAGAAAAAAUUAAAGUAAGAAGAAAAGCAGCCCCAAGGGCCCAUCUCAUGUCUCCUCAAUAGACUCUAAGCUGUGAUGUGAUCAUCUUUCUUCACCAUUCCAUUUUCCACUAUUUUCUUACACCUUCUCUUAGCCUUUCUUUCUUUUUUCUUUUUUUUUUUUCCUUCUUUAUUUUUCCCUCCUUUCUUUUCCAAUUGCCCAAAACAACCAUGAAUUCUUCUGGAACAAUCAUCAUGUCCAAGGAAUCUGCCGAUCAGGGCUCCGCCAGCAGUCAGCCACCGCCCGCCCCCCCGCCUCCGCAGCUCAGCCGCUACGAGUCCCAAAAGAGAAGGGACUGGAACACUUUCGGGCAGUACCUGAAAAACCAGAGGCCUCCGGUUCCUAUAUCUCAGUGCAACUGCAACCAUGUUCUUGAAUUCCUCCGAUACCUCGACCAGUUCGGCAAAACCAAGGUUCACUUGCAUGGUUGCGUCUUCUUCGGGCAGCCUGAUCCCCCGGCGCCUUGUACCUGCCCGUUGAGGCAGGCUUGGGGCAGCCUUGAUGCUCUGAUUGGACGGCUGAGAGCGGCGUAUGAAGAGCACGGCGGAUCACCGGAGACGAACCCUUUUGGCAACGGAGCGAUUCGAGUUUAUCUGCGUGAAGUGAAGGACUGUCAGGCUAAGGCAAGAGGGAUUCCGUAUAAGAAGAAGAAGAAGAGGAAAAUCAGCCAUCCUCUCAAAGCGCAUGAUGAGCUGAUCAAGAAUCCCAAGCAGCCCGUUUGAUUAUCAACUCAUCAGCUCCUUUGGAGGAGAAGAGAAUGGAUGGGUUAGCAGUUGUACUGAGAGGAGUUAUGGGAAUUUGUUGAGCGUGCAUGGCUCAGAGUUCCUUCAGUGUACGUAGGCAUAAAUACAAUUGCCUACAAUCACAGUUUAGGUUUGAAUAAUAUAAUAGACCAUAUCUAUCUAUCUAUCUAUAUAUAUAUAGCGCAUGAGUACGUAGUUGGGAGUUGAUGAUGAUGUAAAACUACUAGAUGAGCAGCGUUGUAGAUUACAGAAAAUAUGAUGUAAACUUUUCGAUACUUAAUCUGGUAAAAGGUUGGUUGGUUCACUCUUCUU